UCCGGUCAUUGACUUCCCGUGAAAAUGGCGGAAUCAGGGUGAAAAGUUCAUUCAGGUACAAGUGAAAUGCUAUUUAUCUUGAGUUUGUAUCAGUCAUGCGCUUUGGUCACUGAGACAUGAGAUACUGACCAAACAGUGUGUGACGGGAUAUAUGUUGUGAAACACCGCGAUCACAUGAAAACUUGAUUGGAUUACUUAAGUAUCAACGUUUUACUUUCUAAAAAAGUGUUGAUUCGGAUUAUUGGCAAAAGAUCAAUUUGACAUAUUGUAUAAGCCUAAAGCUUGUAUGUUAAAACUUAACGUUUGAUUGUGAUAUGUGUCUUAAAAGUGUUCGUGGUGUGUUUUAAAUGUGAGGAUAUAAGAAAUGAUGUUUGACCAGGAGUAUUUGAUUUAAGAUGAGUUGAAAAUCCAAGACAGAAACCAUAUUGGCAGAUUAAGUUAUGAUGUGUCGGUAGUACACACCGGCAGACAUUUGCUGAUCAUUAACAGAAUGUAAAAGUGAAGUCACAGGAUGAAGAAUUUCGUGUCCUUCCUGUGCCAGCGUGAGCUUGGACGUACAACCAAAUGCUGGAAACAGACAAAACAGGCAGAGGAAUGUCUGGAGAAACACGCCUGUACGCCAGAGGUCAACCAGCCCUGUGCACUCUCUGGACAAGUAAGAGCAACAUUCUUGAUGGAUUUCAGCCCAGAUGGGACAAAGGUGGCGUCCACUCACGGUGACCACACAGUACGAGUGACCGAGCUGUCCACUGGUAAAUGUACUCACAUCCUAUCUGGCCAUCCUCGUACACCAUGGUGCCUAGCCUUCCAUCCCUCGUCCGAUCAGAUCCUUGCCUCCGGCUGUUUGGCAGGGGAGGUCAGGAUAUGGGAUUUACAGGGAGGAGGUAGUGAGGUAUGGCGAUGCAAGGACAGCCUGGUGAUCGCCUCCAUGACCUUUCACCCUAUUGAUCACGUGCUGGUGUUUGCUGUUGGUAACAAAAUUUAUUUCUGGGACUGGAACCAAACAGAACCAUUUGCCUGCUGUCAGACGCUACACGAGUACGAGAGAAUCAGACUGGUGCGAUUUGACUCGGUCGGCCAUUACCUUUACACAGGUAUAGCCAACAACACAAUGGUACAGCAGGCCAACUCGAGGAUCUCGUUCAUCAAUGGCAGGAACAACCCUGUAGCGCGUCCCCAGAGGACACAGAGACUCAGCAGUGUGUAUAACAACCUGGUGGAGUGUUUCCGGGCUUACAGGAGGGACCGGGUCAUGAACGAGGGCUCAGCUGCUGAGGGCACUAACUGUGAGUAUACUGAUGCACAGGAGAGCAGUGCUUCAAGAGAAAGGUCAAGGUCACCUGUCCAUGAGGAGGGCCUGAACUUCGCCAGGCAGUAUGCUGCUCGCGUUACUGAGGCAACCAUGCUGCCAACUGGAUCUGAGCAUGAACGAAAUCCAUCAGAAACAGAACCAAAUCCUGACAGUGAUAGUGUUCCCUUUAUCAAUGACAGUGUGCCCCCUUUUAUGGCCCCUCGUCCAUUUGCUUGGAGUCCACCCCCCAGAGGGGCCUCUCAGGCUGAUGAGGUUGGAGACAUUAUCAUUGAGGAAGAAGAGGAGGAGGAAGAGGAUAGGGUACAGAGGCCAGUUGAUUUAGGACAGAUUAACCUGAAUCAUAGGUCAUCUGACCUACAUCAGAGGUCAUUCGAUUUGAGUCGCAGAGUUUCAGCUCUGGCUCAAAGGGCAGAUGUCUUGGGCCGAAGUGCACCUGAUCGUAGCAGAUUUAGAUCAAGGCGAGGGGAGGUACGGCCAGUGACUGUACUGGACAGUGGUCACAACGUCCGAUCCACCACUGCCACCACUGUAAACCCGGGGUUGAUCGAUAGGUGUAGGAACUGUACCGGGAGUAGUGUUGGGGAGAAUUCCAGCUCAAACCUGGUGGCAAUGGAGCGCAACAAUGAAACUGGUGCGAUGAAUGUCCGCAUGGCCACCAAUCGAGAAGCCACAACAAGCAUGUCAAGUGUGUUGUCUACCAGAUUAGCAGAUAGCAAUAGAAGUGUGGCAACCCACAGAGGACUUCCAGGGUCACGUGAACCCCCUACCCUACAAUCAACCCCAGUGCUGAGGACAGAUUCCCACAGUGGUACAAAUGGAUUGGGCCAGCAUGCCUCUGACUGUGAUAACAGGGACUGCCAGGUGUGUGGUAACUUCAACAGGUCCCAACUUACAUAUGGCCGAUGGGAGCCAUUUGCAGGGCGAAGGUUCAGCCACGCUAGAAGUGCAUUUUCACAGCCAUCUCACACUUACAGGCAGCGCUAUAGAAACCUGAACCCCUCCAGGGUACAGGUACAUAGCUAUGGACCAGCUCGGCGUCAAGGUGUAGGUGUUGCCACUUCUCAGAAUCCUAUUAGCACACAUGUAGCAAGUUCUCAGACAAGCACAGAGACCAGCAGCUCCCCAGUACAAGUUCCAGCAGCCGAGAGUCAACCAUCCAGUCAGCAAAAUAGGCUAAGUUCUCUACUCCAUUUGGCUAGCCAGGCACAACAAGGAAUCCAUAUACCACCUAGCCAAUUGAAUCCCUUGUUACAAAGACUAAGUGACAGUAGUUUACCGCAAGAUUCUAGCACUGGUGACCGGCUCACCAGUCAGAACGUUGAUGGAAAUGCUGUGUUGCAAACACAAGGUGAUAGUUACGUGGCAACAAAUCAGGACAGUAGCCAAUCAAAUUCUGUGUUACAAACUCAUAGUGAUAAUAAUAAUAACGACCAAUCAGAGACUUCAGAACAUACAAGUUCUGGUGAUAAUAACAAUGGCCAAGGGUACCGAGCAAUACAGGACAACUUUGCGACGAUAACAGCCCGUAUUGAACGCGAGAUGGAUGAGCUUGAUCGUCGAAUUACCUCCCUUAGAAACAGCUUUCAUGAGAGUAUACAACAGUUGCAGCAGGACAGGGAUACCUACCUGAUAUCUAGACAGUCCCUGUCACCUUCACAGGACUCCCAGGAGACAGUUCAACCGUUUAAACCGGAUAUGCGAAUGUUUAUCCAUUACCAUGUUCAUGUUGUAGGUGCCUUCAUGGGUAGAGGGGAGCCAGCGGUGGCCAAUAAUAUAAUCAACCACACCCACAGAAUACAGGCCUGGGACUUCACCAAGUGUGACAUACCCGACAUCACUGAUCCCACAGUAGACGUGAUUGUUCCUCACUGUAAACUCCAUAAUGAUGCCAGCUGUGAUAUUUCUCAAGACCGCACCCUACUGGGAACAUUUGUACCUAGCCAUAGAGGUUUCCCGGAUGACAACAUCCUAGCUAUCUUCUCCCUGGUGCCAGAGUCUCGAGGACAGUGCCUCUUUACAAAAAGCUUUGGGCCUAACGCCAUCUCCGUGAGCAUAUCUCCCAGGACAAAUUUUGUUAUGGUUGGACUUGCUGCCAAAAGACUAUCAUGGGUCUUUACCUCUAAUCAGCUUGUAGCACAAGUGUACAAGAUGGAAAGUGAGCUGGCGGGAGAGAAAUCGACACAGCAUGUGUCGGACAUCAUGCACCCGUGUGAUAUGGACAUUCGUACCCAUGUGAGCGUGAACUCGGCCCGCUGGUUACCAGGAGUUGGUGAUGGCAUCAUCUACGGGACGAACAGAGGAGACCUACACAUCUGUAGGCCAGGAGCUAAGAAAGAGUCGGAGAAGGAGAAACCAAAUGAUACUACCACUUCUGGGACGUCCAUCAGGCGAAACCUGAUGCACAUGUUGGGUCUGUCCUCCACUGCCGUCCCUCUCAUCAGUAUAGGAACUCAGACGGCCGAGCGGCGCAGCGCUGGGACGCAGACUGAAUAAAACAGAGACACGGAGCAGGGCCAUGUGGUGUGUCAUUGCACAGCACUGGAACACGGACUCAAGGAAUUGGGGACAGAGAGCUGGACAGCAGGUGCAGCCCAGAAGAGCACCAGGAACAUUCAAUCCAAAAUUACUGAUUUUUUUUGGGGAGUGAGAAAGAACUAUCACAGGCAGCCCUGUAUAGCAUACCUUUACAUAUGAACCGAUGAGCUAAGAAUUUUGUUGUAGUGUAAUGUAUUUAGUUAUCAUAUUGAGAUGAAUUUGGGCAUUAACUCAGCCGAGUAACUCACCCCUGUAUCUAUAGAAGCGAUGUUGCUUGGUUUUUUCAGAACAUGUUAUUGAGUCAGACUAGUAUAUUAUUGUUGGAGCUGACUUCAGUGAUGUUGUUUAGAAUAUCUGACCAUUGAUGAAAGAAAAUAGAUAGACCUGAUGUCCUGGUGAUAUUUUUUGGUGAUUUUUUUUUAUGGAUUAUAAGCUAGAUUGCCAAAAUUCUGUCGGAAUUUCUUUUUUUUCAAAAUUAUGCAGGUAGUCUGACCCCUCUAAAAGUUGAUUAAUGAUUUCCUAAUUAGCUUGGAAUAGAAACGUGUUGGUUAUUGGAAAAAAAAUAUACACUUACCCGGUAGUAGUAAUUAUAUAUAAAACCUCUGUUCUAUUCCUGUAGGUGAUAAAUACUGGUAUAUGACUAUUCAUGGUUUCAAAUCCUCUGAAUCACAUGUUUGGGACAGGGAAAUCACAUACUUGGGGGGGGGGGAGGGGAAUAUUUAUUGAAUAUUGAACUCUUAUUGGUGUCUGCAUAAUCAGAAAACUUCACCGUUGUGAUGCUUGAAGCUUCUGUUGUUUUCCAUAUCUUAUGAUAAUAUUGGUGCACGGACUUUUAAGAGGGAAUAUUUGGUGCAGAUAUAUUUUGAUUGAAAUUCUGCUGUAUUUGAUUGACGUAAUCUCAUAGUAUGUACAACUUAGUUGUAAGUACAUUGUAUUGUCAACUCUGAUCAAAUGAUGUAUAGUGUUAAUUUAUAUGAUGUAUUUAUGAUAUUCAUUCUGGUAACGUAUUAUAAGUAAUUUUAUCUUAUUUCCUGAGCAUUUUUCCCAUGUGUACUUUCUUUAGUCUGCAUGCUGUGAAAAUUCUUAAUUUAUUUUAAGUAAGAGAAUUAGUCUUGUUUUGUGUGCUUUACAGGCCUGCCAUAAUGUGGAAUACAGAAUAUAAAUUAGUCUUGCAGAAAAAAAAUGGAAUAAUACACACAUUCUUUAAUCAAAUAAAUGCCCGUUUCAAAAACAAGGAUAAAAGUGAAGUAAUUAUUGGAACUCGUAAAUAUCUCUUGUUAAUUUUAUAUGAAAAGUGAGCUUCAAUGUACUAGCUUCCUUAAUUUGACAUUGUAUGUGUUUCGCGAAAAUUUUGAGAGAUGGGAUUUUUGAGCUUACCUGGGGUUAUUAGAUGAAGGUUGACUUUUUUAUUAGCCUUGCAUAUUUAUUUCAGAAUCAGUGACAUUGUUAUGUAUUUAUCAUGGAAAAUGUGAACAGCUCUAUGAUAGUUUGCGUCCGUUGGAAAUGAUUUGUAGCGAUAAAGCAAGUAAUUUUUAGUCCAGUUAUUGGGGAAGGAUUUGUACACAAAGGAUCAUAAUUUUUGUUUACGAGAUGUCUCUAGUUUUUGUUAACGAGAUGUCUAUAGUUUUUGUUUGCAAGAUGUCUAAAAUGUUUGUUGGACACAUAUUCUUUCAAGAAUGUUCAUUAAUUUGGACUAAACCCGUAAUUAAUCAUCUAAUCAUGAUAUAGCAAGGGUUUAUAAUAAGUUCUGUAACAGUUAUUAUUGAGACCAAAGUGUUUGUGAAACAUGAAUUUGGACAACUAUCAAACAGCACCAUCAUACCUGGUAAUAUGAAAAGCAAAGAAAAGGGCCUAUUAACAUAUUGAGAUCAAUUUAUAUUGAAGUAAGAAUUUGUAUGUUUGCACACCUAGCCCAAAAAUUUACUUCAGGAAAGUUUAAUGUAUGCUUUGUUGUGGAGUGUUUGAAGUUGAGUGCAUGAGGUUAAAUUAUUUAGGACCAGUUCCUUGUUAGGCUAUGACAGAGGCACAAUCUGACUUAUUGUAAUUUGUCCUAUUCCAAUCAUUCUUGUGCUGUACUAGUAUUGCCUAUUGAAAUUCCUUAUUCCGAUUUUGCCAACGAUUUGGGUCCAAUCUACAUAAGGUAUUUGAGAAUAUGAGUAGGACAUCCUUGGUGUGAGUGUUUGUGUGCUUGCCUAAUGCUUUAUUAGUACAUUGUUAUUAUUUACCUUAGUAUUGCCAGACUUUCUGGUGCCUAUAUACGAUUUGUCAAGAGUGGCAUUUCAUGGUCAAGGAAGAUUUUCUAUUCUUUCUGCUUGGUACCUUUUGAUUGAUUUAACUUUAUCCUGUCUAGGAACCCUUCUAACAGCUAUCAGCCACUGUGCAUGCAAAUGUACUCUUGGCCAAUUUAUGUUGCACACAACUUAUAUUGUUCAUUUAUUUGUUUUCAACUUACUUCAAAAUAAAAACGUUACUUUGUUUCAAAAA
This is a messenger RNA of Mizuhopecten yessoensis (Yesso scallop), 6331 nucleotides long. Its product is annotated as activating molecule in BECN1-regulated autophagy protein 1-like. The transcript is spliced from 14 exons. The coding region runs from base 512 to 3805 and encodes 1097 amino acids. Gene Ontology annotation, cellular component: intracellular membrane-bounded organelle. Lineage: Eukaryota; Metazoa; Mollusca; Bivalvia; Pectinida; Pectinidae. The record is from RefSeq and is a predicted model, not a curated record. Gene Ontology annotation, biological process: autophagy. Gene Ontology annotation, molecular function: protein binding.